AUGCAACAAACCGCAAGCCUCAGCCUCCUCACUCUCCUAUCCGCCCUCUCAACGACCCAAGCAGUUCCCACGACUUCCUGUCCCCCAAUCCACAUUUUCGGCGCACGUGAAACGACGGCGAAACCGGGCUUUGGUCUCGCAGGCGCUUUCAUCACGGAUAUAAUCGACGCCUUCCCAGACGCUACGACCGAAGCAAUCUCCUAUCCAGCGAAUGGAAACGCAGGCUUGACGGAUUCGACGUAUAAAACUUCUGUACGGUAUGGAGUUGGGAAUGCCACGCAGCAGAUCAAGGCGUUUGCGGGAAAGUGUCCUGAUGCUAUGAUUGUGUUGGUUGGGUAUUCGCAAGGAUCGAAAGUCUUCGACGAUGCACUUUGCGGCGGCGGAGAUCCGAAUAUGGGUAUCUCGAGUACAGACCCCACGAUUGCGCAGUAUAACAUUCGCGCAGUGUUGUUGCCUGCUGAUGAUCGGUUCACGCCUGGUGAGCCGUAUCAUGUUGGCAACGCCACGCAUGGAGGUUUCGAUGCGAGACCCUCUGAUCAGAUUCAUUGCGGGAGCUUUGACGAUCAAAUCCAGCUGUAUUGCGAUGCUGAGGAUAAGUAUUGUUCGAAUGGAUCGAGCUUGAAGACUCAUAAUGGAUAUCAUGGAGUGUAUGGAGUGCAGGCUUUGGAAUUCGUCAAGGGGAAGUUGAAAGGUUGA
Ramularia collo-cygni is the source of this 696-nucleotide messenger RNA. RefSeq names its product related to acetylxylan esterase precursor. Gene Ontology annotation, molecular function: hydrolase activity. The coding region runs from base 1 to 696 and encodes 231 amino acids. The record is from RefSeq and is a predicted model, not a curated record. Lineage: Eukaryota; Fungi; Ascomycota; Dothideomycetes; Mycosphaerellales; Mycosphaerellaceae. The transcript has 4 exons.